Molecule: messenger RNA, 2872 nt
Organism: Drosophila melanogaster (fruit fly)
Lineage: Eukaryota; Metazoa; Arthropoda; Insecta; Diptera; Drosophilidae
Gene: Dref
Product: DNA replication-related element factor
Exons: 4
Coding region: 345-2474 (709 amino acids)
Molecular function (GO): DNA binding
Source: RefSeq, marked reviewed
AUCAGUGUUAGCGAGAAUACUCAACAAAUCGCAUUUUUUACGACAGUCAGACGUAUUGAAAUUAAAAAGCGGUGACUCUCAUAUUUGAGCAGUCUGUAAAAAUAAUCUCAAAUAAAUGAGAGUGCAUUUGAAGCAUUUAGCAACGUUUUAUUGCCUUAUCGAUUGACGGCGUGUCGCGUGGCAACUCUGAACUGUACUUCUGAUACAGAUAAAAAACUAUUGACUAUUGAACCGUCUAUCUAUAAUCGAGAAAUUGCGCGCUAAUACACGCAUUGGGCACAGCAAUCGUUGUCGAAUCUAAUUCAAAACAAACAAGAAGAUCCCAAUCCCCCACAGAAGACAAGAUGAGCGAAGGGGUACCAGCGUCGCCCGUGGCCAUUGGCGAACUCAAGUACGAGGAUGUGUCGCAGCUAAAUUUUUCCAAACUGUACUCGCCCAAGAUGAAAAGCGUAUACUGGCGCUACUUUGGAUUCCCCUCGAACGACAAUAAUGAGGUGAUUACCAAACAGAAUGUGGUCUGCAUUAAGUGUCACAAGGUGCUGACCAACCAUGGCAACACCACCAAUUUGCGUGCGCAUCUCCAGCACCGACACAAGGAUCUGUUCAAGGAGCUGUGCCAGGAGCACGACAUCCAUGUGCCGCCGCGCAAGACGCCGCGUAAUGUAUCCCAUCCACCGCUGUCCAAGCGGAAUGUUUCCUCGCGGCGGGUCAAACUGGAGUUCAUUAAUAACCGGAACCACGAUAACGCUUCCGAUGAUGAACUGGACGAAGCAGCCGUGGCAACUGCGGCCAUGCAGGCGGAGGAGGACGCCUCCUCGCAAACCAUGCUGUACGAGACCAUGGUGCCCUUCACCUACGACGAGGCCGAAAAUCUGGUAGAGGAGGAGGAGCGCCUAGUUAUGGAACCAAAGUACGGACGCAAACGCAAAGUGGCCACUCCAUCGAGUGCCCUGAUGCACGGGCGUGUCAUCAAGCACGAGGAAGGCGGCUAUGCCGCCGUGGCGAACAUCGCCAAUCUGGCCGAAGCCCUUACGGACAUUGUGAUUAAGGAUUUGCGCAAUGUGGAUUCUCUGUACGAUGCCGGUUUUGGUGAAUUCCUGCGUCAAGUCCUAGGCAAUUCGGCAGCCAUGCCCGAGCCACACAAGAUCGACUCUUUGAUCAAUGAGAUGCACGCCUCCAAGUUUCUGGAGAUUGGCGAAAUCACGCGCGAUUUCACCUCCGAGAAGCCCUUCUCUCUCGCCUUUGAGAUGUGGGUGAAUGUUGAACAGCGGCGCUUCCUUAGCAUCUUCCAUCACUUUCUGGACGAGGAGACGCACUCAGUUCGCGGUAUGCUGUAUGCCACCGUGGAGUACAACGACUACAUCGUCUUUGACGAUCUGCUGACCGACUUCUAUUUGGCCAAUUGCACACUGGCCAUCAUAAACUACGACGAGGAAGAGGACCUUUUGCACACCUAUCUGCGAGAGAAAAAUAUACCCAUUUCGCUGUGCUACGUUUCGGUAAUUGACAAAUGUUUGCGUCGUGUGUUUGAGAUCGAAGAGGUGGCCACUUUAUUGGAGCAGGUGAAGGACCUAAUGCAGCGUCAUUCAACGGAGAUUGCCUCCAAGGUGUCCGAGGUGCCCAUGCCCACGUACAACGAGCACUUCCCCUGGACACUGUACGAAACAUUGAAGUUCUUUGCCGAGUCCAUAUCUUGGUCCGAGGACAUGGAUCACCUGGUUAUAUCAGCCAAGACGGUGACGGAGGCCCUGAGUGCUCUGGUGAUUGCUUUGGACACGCUGCGUGGCGAAGACAUUCCCUUGUGUAGCAUGCUUUCGCCAAUCACUUCAAAGAUUCUUAUCAAGAAGUUGGGCAUCGCCGAGCAGGACGAUCCCCUAAUGAUGAAUUUGAAGCGGACCAUUUCCAGUGUCCUCCAGGCGCACGUUAUAUCCAAUGACAAUCUGACCGCUGCUGCAUUGUUGGACCCACGCUUCCACCGCCUGACCACCAUUGACAACCUAGAGCGAACCGUUCGUAUGCUGACCCAUAAGUAUAACAUUAACUUUGGUGGAGUGGGCGAAGGGGAAUCCAACGAAGUGGCAGCUACCUCCAGCGUGGUGGCCAUUAAGUCAGAACCAAGAGUAGUGGACGGCAGUGCACCAAAGAAGUUGGGUCUGAAACUGCUGUUUGACAGUAACGAGAUACCAAAUCCUCCGAAGCGAGAUGCGGACAGCAGCGUGGAGUCCGAUCUUAAGCGAUAUCGCAACGAGGUGGUCGUUCAGCUGGAUGAGUCGCCCAUCGAGUGGUGGCUCAAGAUGGGACACAUUUAUGGAACGCUCCGCGAUUUGGCCAGCCUGUACCAUAGUGUGCCCGGCGUGGUGACGCUCAGCUUCAAGAAGGCGCUGAGAGACCAAAUAUACGACUUCAACAAGCGAUUCAUGCUCACCGGUAGUCACAUCGACGCCAUCCUCUUUCUUCAUCAUCACAACAAUUAGUCUGCACUGGCGACUACUGUUUCUUAUAAUGCAAAUACUUUUUAAUUACUUUUAACGUAAUCCGAUCUUGUGUAUAUGAAAAUGACUACCAGGGGCGAGGCAAAUAGUAAUAGCGAUUCCGCAGUACUUUUAACCAAAAGACAGCCUUGGGACGUACACGGAACAUCUUAAGUUAUCGACGUAUAAAUGUUAAGGGAACAUUUUGACAUCAUAUAUUCAAAUCAAACAGAUAAUCUAAGAAUAUUUGUUUAAUAAAUCCAUAACGAAAAAAUAUCACGCUUAUCAAGCUCACUUGUAAAUCCCCUUAUAUCCAUUUCAAGAGAACUAAUUAAAUACUUAACUUAGUUGUACAUAAUUGAUAUUUUAAUCUUAUAAAUAAAUAAAAUGCAUCUAACUUU